UGGAUCCAAAAUUGACCCAACAGCUCCAAGCCCUGAUUUUAGAGCGUCAGGGGGGAGGGAGUGCUCCAAGCGACACGUCCAUCUAUUUGAACAAUCCCCUCCGCAAUGGCGACACAAACUCGUCCAAUGAGGUCGACGAUGGGGACAAUCCAACCAAUAAUGAUGUGGAAGCCGACGCUGAUAACAGCACCUCAUCCGGGGUGCUGUCCAUCAAUCCAGAGGUCCUUCCCGAGGGUUGGACUUGCAUGGAUAAGGUUAUGAUGGUGGAAGAGAUUGAAUAUACUGAUGAAAUUCAAUGCACCCACAUCUUGGACGAAUCCUGCCAUGAAACCUAUGAAACCGUUUUCAAGACUGAAGAAGUUGAAGAAUGCAAGGAGAAGUUCUUGAAGAAUUGCUACAUUGAGUACCACGCCGUCCCGCGGUCCGAAAAACUGGAGGUAUGCCAACAGCCCAUGAUUCGGGACUGUGACGCUCAAGGCGACGAGGUCUGCUCCAACGAGUAUGAAACUGUGUGCGAGACCACCUAUCAUGAGAAUGAGGUCGAGGAUGAGAUCGCUCAAUGUGUGUCGGAUCCCACCGAGGUUUGCAAUGACAAUGGCAAGUGCACCAAUGUACCCAGACAAGUGUGCAAUGUGAUGAAGAUGAACAGCACCAAGUUGACCCCAGAGACCGAUUGUCGGCAAGAGGUCCGGGAGGUGUGUGGUCCAGAGAGCUGUCCAUUGACUCAAGGUCCCCGAGUGUGUGCCAAUGAAAUCAAAACCUUCGUUCAAGAUGUUCCCGAGGAGGUGUGUCAUUUGAAUCCUCAGAGAAUCUGCAAUCCUACCAACAAGAUCAUUCCCAAGUUGGAGCAACGCGUCAAAUGCAUCGACGUGCCACGGGAAGUGUGCAGCACUGUUCAAGUGGAGGCUAAGAAGGUCAGCAGGCCAGUGGUGAAGAAGUGGUGCGGCAUUCUGCCUGGUAAUACCAGUGGAAGUGAGGAAGAAGACGACGAAGGGGAGGAGGGCACCGAGACAACACAGGAACCUGAGGUUGAAACCACUGAAAGCCAAACUCAAGCCUCCAACACUGCCAAUAACGACACUGAUGUUGCUACUGAUCCAUCCUUCUAAAAAGUCCAUAAAGAC
Molecule: messenger RNA, 1124 nt
Organism: Tigriopus californicus
Lineage: Eukaryota; Metazoa; Arthropoda; Copepoda; Harpacticoida; Harpacticidae
Source: RefSeq, a predicted model, not a curated record